AUGAAAUUUGAAGACUUCUUGAUGGAGAGAUGCAGCAAGCAUCAGAAGAGACUUGACCUUGAGAAAGAGGUGGCCGACUUACAAACGGUACUUGAGCAGGAACAGAGACUGAAUCAGAUUUUGAGAUGUGCAUUGCAGUGGCCACCUGUUUGUGGUUCAUGUCUUUCUCCGUCGCUUCCUUUUCAGGUACGGGUACUUGUUGCAGAAUUAGCAAUGGUAGAAGAGGAGAUAAUCUACCUAGAAAGAAAAGUGGAAGACCUGAAAUUGUGUCUACAUCUAGAGCGGAAUCAAAAGAAAGAAUGGAACUUUCAGCAACAGCAGCAGCAGUGGCAAAGACAACAGAGGCACUUUCUAUGCGGGUUAGGCGGCCAGAAAGGAAUCCAAGAGGUCGAACAGUCAACAUGUUUGCCAGAUAUGGAAAUAAGUCAAAGUCCUGUGGAAUUAGUCUCGGAUAUUAGAAGCAUGUCCUGCACAAAGACAAUUGAUGUGGAAGCUGAGAGACUAAUAAGAUGCAAUGGACCAAACCACAACUUGAGCUUUCUCGAUACAGAAACUAGGAAUGAAUCACCAAACAAACUCUCAGAAGAACUAAUCAAAAUUUUGAUCAGCAUAUUCCAUAAACUGAACCAGACAUCAACUCAGCUCAAUUGGGAAUUGACCGCUGUUCCAAAGCUUAAUAUCUCUUGCAUGAGCUCAAGAAGCUUUGUUUCCAAAUCUUCAUCCAACUGUAAGACACCUAUGCACUCUUUAAAGGACACAGCAAAUAUGUUAGAUCCUUAUGGUGUAUUGCCAGAUGCUAAUGGAACAGCGCGGGACAUCAGAUUGUACAAGAAAUUUAUACACUUCACACAAAGUUCAUUUGAUAUGAGCCGUAUCAGCUUGUGCCUCUCAGCCAUUGGAAGACUGAGGGUCCUGAUGCAUAAGCUUUGCAAUGCGAAACUAAGUUCUCUGACUUACAAGCAGAAGCUAGCUUUCUGGAUCAACAUCUACAAUGCCUGCAUAAUGCAUGCAUUUCUACAGCAUGGUCUGCCACCCUCUCCAGAUAAACUGCUUGCACUACUGAACAAGGCUGCAGUGAAUGUUGGUGGUAUCGUACUAAAUGCUCUAGCUAUUGAACAUUUCAUUCUCAGGCACUCUCCAGACACCAAAAGUGGAGUCAUGGAUGAGAAAGAAGCACUUCUGCGACAUGCUUAUGGCCUCGGGUACCCAGAACCAAAUGUCACGUUUGCACUUUGCAGAGGUACCAUGUCUUCACCAGCAUUGAGAGUCUACACUGCAGAGAAUGUGGUGAAUGAACUGGAAAGAGCAAAAGUAGAGUAUCUGGAGGCAUCAGUGAAUAUUACCAGCAAGAAGAAAAUAAUCUUGCCCAGACUUCUGUUCUGGCACAUGCGAGAUUUUGCAGAUGAUGUUGAAUCUCUCCUAGAGUGGAUCUACAGCCAACUGCCAAGGUCCAGACCACUAAAGAGAAUGAUAAAGGAAUGCUUUAAUGGAGACACCAAGUUACCUGUAAUAAAAAUGGUGGAAAUCGAGCCUUAUGAAGCAGAAUUCCAUUAUUUGCUGCCUUUUUAA
Molecule: messenger RNA, 1569 nt
Organism: Elaeis guineensis (African oil palm)
Lineage: Eukaryota; Viridiplantae; Streptophyta; Magnoliopsida; Arecales; Arecaceae
Source: RefSeq, a predicted model, not a curated record